Messenger RNA from Larimichthys crocea (large yellow croaker), 3830 nucleotides. RefSeq lists its product as uncharacterized. Gene Ontology annotation, molecular function: GTP binding. Lineage: Eukaryota; Metazoa; Chordata; Actinopteri; Sciaenidae. The coding region runs from base 95 to 3796 and encodes 1233 amino acids. The record is from RefSeq and is a predicted model, not a curated record. The transcript is spliced from 6 exons.
UUGUAUCAGUUUAUUAAGGCUGUGAAAAUGUUCAUGCUGGUUGUGAACACCAACAAUCACUGUAAUGAGCAGGUUUAUUACAGAUUACAUGUGAAUGAAAGAAUCAAUCAACAUCCACAUUUUAUGUCUCCUUACAGAGUUAAGGCAGAUACCUAAGGAGGAGCCACCUUUCACGGAACAUGGAUCAGCCAUGACACGCAGCAGCAGCCUUACAUGGCUGCCACCUACCAUGUCUGAGCUGAGGGUUGUUCUUCUGGGGAACAGCUGGUCUCAGAGGAGUUCAGUGGGGAACUUCAUACUGGGACAGACUGUGUUCAACACUGAGGAAGAAGCAAACUGCUGUCUGAGUGAAAGAGGACAGGUGAAGGAGAAAGAAAUGAUUCUCAUCAACACCCCAGAUCUGCUGCAUCCAGACAUCUCUGAAGACAAACUGACAGAACAUUGGAAAACCUGUGAGAGACUCUCUGAUCCUGGACCUCAUGUGUUCCUGCUGGUUUUACAGCCUGAAGACUUCACUGAGGAACACAAACUGAAGCUCUGCAGAGUCCUUCAACUCUUCAGUGAUCAAUCAUUUGAUCAUUCACUGAUUCUGAUACCAACACCCAGAGAGGAAAGUCCAGGAUUCAUGGAAAAAUACAUGGAACACCGUCUAUUAAAAGACAUGAUCAGAAAAUGUAGAUACAGACAUUUGGAUCAAAGGAACAUUGAACUUUCAGAGCUGUUAACACGUUUGGGUCAAAUUGUAAAGGAGAACAAUGGAGAGCACGUCAGCUGGGAUGUGUUUGAGGACGCAACAUCGACUUUACCAGGAGAUCACCAGAGACCAAAACAACAGGAAACACAGACUUCUAUCAUGGGUGCUGUUAAAGCUGCUGGGCUGAAAAUAUAUAAAAAGGUCACUGGACAACAAACAAUGAAAAACCCUUUGACUGACACAUCUGGAUUUAGGAUUGUGCUGCUGGGAAAAAGUGAAGACAAACAGUCAAAACUUGGUAACUUCAUUAUCGAGGACCAGACUUUUCAUUACCAAAUAACUUCUCCAACCAAACAUUGUGUGGCGGCCUGUGGAGAGUUGAGUGGAAAACCAUUAACUGUAGUGAAAACUCCAGACAUCUUCAGUAUUUCUGAGGAUGCAUUAAGAAGAGAGAUGAAGAAGUGUGUGAGUCUUUGUCCUCCUGGACCAAAUGUUCUUCUGCUGUUAGUGAAACCUUCUGAUUUCACUGCAGGGAACAGACAAACACUGAAGUUCAUCCUGAGUUUGUUUGGUCAAGAUGCUUUAAAACACUCGAUGGUCAUCAUGACACACAAGGAGAACAAAAGUUCUACAGUGAAUCAGCUCCUUACAGACUGUGGAGGAAGACACUACAACAUGUCUGAAGGUGACCACAGAUCAUUAAUGCAGAGGAUUGAGAACAUUGUGUGUGAAAACAAAGAAACCUUCCUCACCUUCACUGAAGACACCACAAGGCCAAUGUCUGAAGACAUGAAACCAGCUUUAAACCUGGUUCUGUGUGGGAGGAGAGGAGCAGGGAAGAUUUCAGCAGCCAAGGCCAUUUUAGGUCAGACAGAGUUUCCUUCAGUCUCCAACUCAUCAGAGUGUGUUAAACAUCAGGGAGAGGUGUGUGGACGUCGGGUUUCCCUGGUGGAGCUGCCUGCCUUGUAUGGAAAACCUGAGGCAGUGAUGGAGGAAUCACUCAGGUGUAUCUCCCUCUGUGAUCCUGAGGGGGUCCAUGCUUUCAUCCUGGUCCUACCUGUGGGUUCCCUCACUGAUGAAGACAAGGGCGAGUUAAAGACCAUCCAGAACACAUUCAGCUCUCGAGUCGAUGACUUCACCAUGAUUCUGUUCACUGUAGAGUCAGAUCCUACAGCUCCGGAUGUUGUUAACUUUGUACAAGAAAACAAGGACAUCCAGGAGCUCCGUCAGAGCUGUGGAGGAAGAUAUGUUGUUCUGAACAUCAAGGACAAGCAGCAGAUCCCAGAGCUGUUGGACAUGGUGGAAAAAAUGAGAGCUGGAGGAUCCAGAUGCUUCACAAAGGACAUGUUCACCAAGGCUCAGAUGGAAAAGGUUUACAGACUUGAAGCUGAGCUGCAGGAUGUUAAACAGAGAAGUGAGGCUGGAGGUGAUGAAGAGAAUCAGAACAGAGAGUGUCUCAGGAUGGUGCUGAUUGGGAAGACUGGCAGUGGGAAGAGUACAACUGGAAAUACUAUUUUAGGCAAAAAGCAUUUUGAAUUCAAAGCCAGCCAAAAGUCUAUCACCAAGAUUUGCCAGAAAGCAUCAGGAGAGAUUGAUGGGCGACCUGUCGUUGUGGUCGACACUCCCGGAUUGUUUGACACGACUCUGUCCAAUGAUGACGUUCAACAGGAGCUUGUGAAAUGCAUCAGCAUGUUGUCUCCUGGACCUCAUGUGUUCUUACUGGUGCUGCAGAUUGGCCGAUUUACACAAGAGGAAAAAGAAUCUGUGGAACUGAUCAAGAAAUAUUUUGGCAAGAAUUCCCAAAAUUUCAUCAUUGUUACAUUCACCAGAGGAGACGACCUAAACAAUCAAUCAUUUGAAAGUUAUGUAAAAGACGACUGUGAGGACUUUGUCAAAAAACUGAUACAUGACUGUGGAGACAGAUAUCAUGUUUUUAAUAACAAGGAUCUGACAAAUCGUACUCAGGUCAGCAAGCUGCUGACACAGGUUGAGUCAAUGGUGAGGAAAAAUGGCGGCAACUGUUACACCAAUGAGAUGUUUCAAGAGGCAGAGAUAGCAAUAAAACAGGAAGUGGAGAGAAUCCUUAAAGAGAAGAAAGAAGAGAUGGAGAGACAGAAGCAGGAGCUAGAACGAAACCAUAAGGAAAAAAUACAAGAAAUGGAAAGAAGAAUGGAAGAACAGAGAGCAGAAAUUGAAAAGGAAAGAAAACAGAGAGAUGAACAACUUGAAAAAAUGAAAGAAAACAUAAAUGAGGAGCGUAAACAGAGAAAGAAAGAACAGGAAAAGAGAAAGAAGGAGGAGAACAAAAGGAAAAGGGUGGAAGAACUUAAACAACAGGAAUGGGAAGCUCUGGAGAAGAAACUAAAGUCAGAAUCAGAGAAAAAGAAAACCACAGACAGAAAGUUGGAACAGAGCAGAGAAAAGAUGAGAAAGGAACGAGAGAACUGGGAAAAUGAAAGAAAAGAAUGGUGGGAAAACCGAAAUCUAGAAGAUGAGCAGCGACAACAUGAGGAGCAAGAAAAACUUAAAAAGCUUCAAGAAGAAUACGAACAGGAAAGAGAAAAAAAUGAACAGAGACGAAAAGAAGAAGAUCGAAUCAGAAGAGAACAAGAGAAAAAGGAAAGAAAAGAAUUAGAAGGGAACUAUAAGAAAAGAAUUGAUAAAAUGAAGAAGAAAUAUGAAGAAGCAGCCAGAAAACAAGGUGAAGAAUUCAACGAGUUUAGAAAGAAAUACACAGAGGACUUUGUAGCGUUGGUCGACAAACAUAUGGAGGAAGUAAAGGACCUGAAGGAAAAACAUGAGAGAGAAAUGAAAGAGGCCGAAGGGAGUCGUGACAAAAAGUACGAGCUGUUGGAAAAACUCUCAGAGCACAAAGAAAAACAUCUAAAAGGCGAAAUGGAGAAUUUGAAGAAAAAGCAUGAAGAAGAAGCAAAACAGAAAAAACAUCUAAAAGACGAAAUGGAGAAUUUAAAGAAAAAGCAUGAAGAAGAAGCAAAACAGAAAAAACAUCUAAAAGGCGAAAUGGAGAAUUUGAAGAAAAAGCAUGAAAAAGAAGUGACAGAUUUGAACGAAAAAUACAAAAACAGUUGUAUCAUUCUCUGAUCGCCCCACUGACUGAACUCUUGAUCAUUAUGAU